Molecule: messenger RNA, 1363 nt
Organism: Callorhinchus milii (elephant shark)
Lineage: Eukaryota; Metazoa; Chordata; Chondrichthyes; Chimaeriformes; Callorhinchidae
Exons: 8
Coding region: 371-1036 (221 amino acids)
Molecular function (GO): DNA binding
Source: RefSeq, a predicted model, not a curated record
CACACACACACAGUCUAUUUGCAUUAGCAGAGCUCUCAGUUCCUGUUUGCUCGCACUGUUUCUCUAAUCUACUUUGCAAAGCCCCACACAAUACAGGUAGUGAGUUUGCAACAUCCGUGUUGCCCUGUGUAGUGUUCUCAGCCCCUGACACCAGCAGCAGAUCAUACUUGAAGACAUAGGAGUGUGUUAGUGCUGGGAAGGACUGGACUCCUGACUUUUCCCCCCAAUUUAAAUAAUAAAUAACCAUUGCUGGUUCAAUGGUCUGAGCGAGGGGAAUGGAUUAAUUCAAACAAAUUGUUGAAGUUCGUCGUAAAUUCCUGUUGUUAUUUUUCUGCCUGACUGAAAGAAGGACGUAGCGUUCAAAGCUGAGAUGCCCCAACUAACUCCAGCCAUAGCUUUGCAGAUUGGUUUAUUGAUAUCUGCUCUUCCUGCGCAGUACCUUCUGUCCCGAUGGUCUGGCAGUGAUCGUAGCCAACGCAUCCAGGCAUCGAGAAGGUUACUUAAUACCUGGAAUCAAUUCAGGAAAUCUUACUUCAAUCUACAAGCGUGGAAGGAUUGGCUACAACAGUGGCUUGUCAAUGCCAGGUUGGACCAUGAUGAUGAUCUUGCAGAGUCCCCUGCAGUGGAAGUGUUUCUAUUGAGAGAGAAGAAGAGUUAUUUUGGAGGCUCACCUGAUCCUCGCUCACCGAAGCCAUCACAUGUUAAAUACAGAGUGGGGCAGGUCAUCAGACACUUGGAGAGUGGAUUCCGUGGGGUGAUUGUAGGAUGGGAUGCGAGCGCGAAAGCUCCAGAAGACUGGAUCCAGGAAAACUAUUCUCCAAAUGAGCAGCACUUGAGAAAUACUCCACAUUACAAGGUUCUGAUCCACUCAUCAGAUCAAAGAAGCCAAGCUACAGCCUACGUAGCAGAAGAGCAACUUGUUAUAAUAACAGGUGUACAGGUGCAUCACCCCCAUUUGGAAACAUAUUUCAGGAUGUUUGACGGAGCCCAGUACUUAAUGAAUCCCUGGCUUAAAAAAAUGUACCCCCAUGACUGAUUGAUCAACUUAACUGAAAUAAAUGUUUUCUUCAGAAAGUGAAGGUUGCCAAUGUUGAAGAUGUUAUGAUGGCAUAGUAAAACAAUUUUUUUUAAAAAAAAUGACAAAUUAUUGGCACAUAUUGUAUGAUUUGCUUUUUAAAAAAUGACAUACAAUUUAUAUCAAAAACUAAGGAGAAAACCAUGAAUUUGUGAUUUCUUCUAUAAAUAGGUGCACAGUUAGUGUGUGACUGUAGUAUCUUCACAAAUUGGGAGUCUCACCGGUAGCUGUUCUGGGAAAUUUCAACUUUUCUUGAGUUCUUUAUAGCUUUUAAACAUAAAAGUCCGG